GUCCAUUCCUAACGGCAACAAGCUAGAGAGAGAAUGGAAACCUAGAGAGAUAUGUGCCGUCGCCCGAGGAGAGCAAGGAGGCGGUGAGGCAGAGCAAUGAACAGCGCCACCACAACCAGCUACGAGGAGAGCAUCGGCUCCUGCCGCCCUCCCACGCCGCCUACUCCUCCCGCUCCACCUCCUCCGGCGGCGGGCCACCGUGGCGCCCCCAUGAGGCGGCAGCUCGACUUCGGCGGCGGCGGCGACCUGGACGACGGCGGCGGCGGCGGCGACCUGGACGACGGCGGCGGCGGCGGCGACCUGGACGACGACGGCGGCGGCGGCGACCUGGACGACGACAGCUUGCUCUGCCGCGCCUUGGACGACAUUGAGCGGGGCUAUAGCGAGGCCAAGCGUCGGGCUCCGCCGUGCAUCUGCCGGCGCGGUGGCGUGUGCGCGGUGGAGCGGGACGAACAGCGCGGCCGGUGGAUGUACGUCUGCCCGUCGCGGCCGAAGUGCAAGCAUGUUGCUUUGUAUGAGGAAGUUGAUCUUAAUCUAAAGUUGAAGCCUGCUUUAAGCAUUCAUCCUAAAGCAAGCAAUUCUUGUGUGUUGAACGGUUCAAACAAUCACAUGGUUGAUGCUAGAGCUGCAAUUAAUGUUAGUCUCCGGGGUGUUGGUGCUACAACCUCAGUCUAUGUCAGUCCUCAAGGUGCUCAUGCUACAACUCCAGUUAAUAUUGGUCCCCGAGGUGCUGGUGCUACAACCCUAGUCUAUGUUAGUCCCCACGGUGCUCAUGCUACAACUCCAGUUAAUAUUGGUCCCCGAAGUGCUAGUGCUACAACCCGAGUUUAUGUCCAUCCCCAAGGUACUUGUGCUGCAACUCCAGUUAAUGUUGGUCCCCGAGGUGCUACUGCUACAACCCGAGUCUAUGUCAGUCCUCAAGGUGCUCAUGCUACAACUCCAGUUAAUAUUGGUCUCCGAAGUGCUAGUGCUACAACCCGAGUCUAUGUCCAUCCCCAAGGUGCUCGUGCUGCAACUCCAGUUAAUGUUGGUCCCCGAGGUGCUACUGCUACAACCCGAGUCUAUGUCAGUCCUCAAGGUGCUCAUGCUACAACUCCAGUUAAUAUUGGUCCCCGAAGUGCUAGUGCUACAACCCAAGUCUAUGUCCAUCCCCAAGGUGCUCGUGCUGCAACUCCAGUUAAUGUUGGUCCCCGAGGUGCUACUGCUACAACCCGAGUCUAUGUCAAUCCUCAAGGUGCUCAUGCUACAACUCCAGUUAAUGUUGGUUCCCAAGGUGCUGGCGCUACAUCUCCAGAUAAUGUUAGUCCCCAAGGUGCUAGAUCCAAUGAACCGCUGAUCUGCUUGUGUACAGCUGGGAAGUGCACCAAGUCGAUAGAGAAAGGGAAACAGUACUAUGUAUGUCCUAUACCGAAGGGACAAGGUGCAUGUAGUCACAAGGUGCUAGUCAACGCAGUCGCUAAAGAGCCACCACAAACUGGAAACAACAAUACAAGAGGGAUAAACGAUGGAAACAAUCUACAACUGGGAGACAAAAAUGCAAAUGGAUCAGUCAAUCCUGCUCAACCUGGAGACGAUGAAUGGCCAUUUGUUAUAGUUGAUAAUGAUAUUGUACCCACAGCUCAGCCUGCGGCCUGUGAUGAAGUUCGUCAGGAAUCACCCAGUAUGCUGCACCAAUCAAUUGCCAUGGUGAAAACACCCGAAAAGUCACCCAUGCCACCUAAUGGCACCCACUGCCCCUUUACUCCUGGUUCAGACAUCUGCUUCCAAUGCCAUGAAAAAGGGCACUGGUCCAAGGACUGCCCUAAAUCAUCUCCUGGAAGCAGUCCUUGUUACUGGUGCGGCAUGGUCAGGCACUGGAAGGCUGAUUGUCCGCCACUGCGUGAUAGAAGAGAGCUUUGAGAAUGCAGUGAUCUCCUCUUGCCUCUGUGCUAUCUCCCUGAUAAGAAGUUAGGGAUCAGAGAAAUACUAUUCCACUUUCGCAUGGUAACUGAAGUUGUAAUAUAUUUCUAGGGUUUAGGCUGGACACUGGCUAAAUGUUGGUGCCUGACCGUUAAGAGUCCCAAAUAUGUUUGGGCCAAUUAUCUGCCUGUUUAGUAACUUGAUAUGCUAGAAAUAAGGUUGUAGUUUAUGUUGGUCGAGAUUCGGAUCUUUUGUAUGUAUCUAUGUGGUAAUUUUUUUCUUGUUGGAAAAGGGAGCAUUAUUAUCUCACAACAUUUUUACA
Molecule: messenger RNA, 2221 nt
Organism: Phragmites australis (common reed)
Lineage: Eukaryota; Viridiplantae; Streptophyta; Magnoliopsida; Poales; Poaceae
Exons: 4
Coding region: 97-1899 (600 amino acids)
Molecular function (GO): nucleic acid binding; zinc ion binding
Source: RefSeq, a predicted model, not a curated record